GUCUUCUCGUUAUGCGUAGACUUCUUCAAUGUUGAAGGGAUGAAUAUUCGUGGUGCCCGUACAUCGUGUGGCAUAAUAGCGCUAGCCUGCUUGAACCUACCUAUUGAAAUACGAUACAAACCACAGAACAUGUAUCUGGCGGGUAUCAUUCUUGGACCCAAGGAACCGGCCCGCACUGCGACAAACCAUUACAUCCGUCCUCUCAUCGACGAUAUGCUCAAGGCAUGGCAUCCUGGCAUUUACAUUUCACGAACCGCUCUUCGCCCGCAUGGCCGCUUAACGCACAGCGCGAUUGUUGUUGGCGUAUGCGAUCUACCCGCUGCUCGUAAAACGUCUGCCUUGGCCCCAUCCAUCUCCAAGAUUUUCUGCUCGACGUGCACCUGUUGGAACGUCACUGACGACGACGGUAAUAUCAUCCGAGGCUGGCGGGACCUCCUUCGUCGCACGGAUCACCUUUCGUGGAGCCGUCGGGAUGGCCAAGAGAUGCGAUGGCAUGCGGAACAAUGGCGCAACGCAACCUCGUCGAGGGAACAGGACGAAAUUUUCAAGCGUCAUGGAGUGCGUUGGUCCGAAUUGUGGCGCCUGCCCUACUGGGAUCCUACUCGCCAGCUCGUUGUUGACCCAAUGCAUUGCCUGUAUGAAGGCUUGGCGAAAUUUCAUUUCUGCACUGUGCUGGCUCUGUCCGAGUCAAAUGCAACGGUUGCACCUAAAUCUCAGCCGGCGUUCGUGUUCCCCUUUGCGCUUCCACCCAUUGAGGAUGAAGAAUGUGACGUUGGCGACGACGCGUCCACCGACGUCAUGGACGUUGACGAUCUUACCUCGACCAGUCAGGACGGGCCUCAGAUCGGCGACCAAUUAGCUGUUGAAUACCCUGCUGAGGUGUCCGACGUGGGUUGGACACCGAAGCAGGAAACCACGAAACCAUCCUGGGUGGAAGGCAUUCCUGAGGAUUUUGGUGCCGCCGCAGCCGGGACACCGAAGGCUGCCGAAUGGCGCACACUUUUCAGGCUUUAUCUACCACUUGCCCUAGUCUCCUUACUGUCGCAAUCAACCUCACCUCAUUUCAUGGCGACCGUUGACAACACCAUGGAACUCGUGCUUGCAUUGAUUGUAGGCUGCCGCGGGACGACUUCCCGACGUCGCGCCGAUUCCUACCGCAAUCAUUUACGCAGCUAUAUCGAAGGGCUGAAGACUUUGUACCCCAACCUGCAACUGAAUUCAAUCCACCACCUCGCUUUCCACAUUCAUGAUUUCCUCACGCUUUUUGGCCCCGUUCCAUCGUGGUGGUGUUUUCCGUACGAGCGACUCAUUGGGAAAUUGCAGCGUACGAACCACAACCAUAUCUUCAGGGAACUGGAGGCCACGAUCCAUCGUACCUUCGUCUAUUCCGGC
Messenger RNA from Punctularia strigosozonata HHB-11173 SS5, 1392 nucleotides. RefSeq lists its product as uncharacterized. Lineage: Eukaryota; Fungi; Basidiomycota; Agaricomycetes; Corticiales; Punctulariaceae. The annotation marks the transcript as partial. The record is from RefSeq and is a predicted model, not a curated record. The transcript has 2 exons.